Molecule: messenger RNA, 536 nt
Organism: Bradysia coprophila
Lineage: Eukaryota; Metazoa; Arthropoda; Insecta; Diptera; Sciaridae
Source: RefSeq, a predicted model, not a curated record
UCGUUUUUAAUUAGUAGUUUUGUAAGAUUUUGAAUUUUGCUCAAUAAAAAAUUGAUAUGGCGCCUACACUUCAGAGCACCGACAUUUCUACAAAUACUGUAACAGAGGUCCAAGCGGAUGGAUCUAUAUUAAAAACCAUUACGAUAACAACAACCACAAAAUUUACAGACGGUACAACUCGACAGAGGAUCAAAACACAAAAGGAGAUAACUCCAGCUGUUCAUACAAGCCAUACCGGAGUGAAAGCGAUUAAAGCAAAUCCAUAUGAGUUCGGCUAUGACGUCUCAAAAUCCACUGCUCCCAAAGCGGUUGUUACAACUUCAAACGAAUUUAUACAACAAUGUUUGGAUGAACACAAUAAGUUUCGUGCAAUGCAUCAUGCGCCUCCAUUGAAACUGAACAAUAAGUUAAGUAAAAUCGCACAGGCCUGGGCAAACCAGCUCGCUAAAGAUGAGAAAAUGUAUCACAGCGAAACUGAUUUUGGCGAAAAUCUUUUUUUGGUCUACAGUAGACAAACCUGGAUACUAUGCGGUUAA